Molecule: messenger RNA, 1659 nt
Organism: Blastomyces dermatitidis ER-3
Lineage: Eukaryota; Fungi; Ascomycota; Eurotiomycetes; Onygenales; Ajellomycetaceae
Product: MRS7 family protein
Exons: 3
Coding region: 1-1659 (552 amino acids)
Biological process (GO): intracellular monoatomic cation homeostasis
Cellular component (GO): mitochondrial inner membrane
Molecular function (GO): ribosome binding
Source: RefSeq, a predicted model, not a curated record
AUGAAAUCGGUUGCCCUGACCCGCAAUGCGGUGUCAGCACAGAGAAUGGCCGCAUUACGCUGCCGCAUUCCAGGAACUCUAGGUCCUUAUUCGGCCGCGACUUCACGUUACCGACGUUCCCUUCCCCAACAUGUCCAAGCCCUGGCUCUUCUCCUCCCGCUCGAGCACCAACAGCGCGGCUAUGCCACGCAGCACACUUCCUCUUCAACUCCCUUAGAGCCGCCAUCAUUCCCUCCUCCAGGGUUUAACGCAGACCAGGCGAAGAAGCCACUCCCAGCAAAGACUGCGCAGAAACCGACACCAGCAUCGGUACAGCCGGAUAAAACCGGAGGCGAACCUCGUGAGCAGAUCCAAGUUACAUCCACAACCGAUAGUUCAUCUGCAGAAGCGAUGGUUGCGGAAGGGAAAGAUUUAAACUAUCAUGAUGUGGAAGCUGCAGAGAAAAGGACUGUUGAGGAGAAGAAGGAAGCUAAGAAACUUACAUUGGGUCAGAGGAUCAAGAAAGAGGCCCAGCAUUAUUGGGAUGGGACUAAGCUAUUGGCUACGGAGGUCAAGAUCAGUACACAGCUUGCCUUAAAGAUGGCUGCUGGUUAUGAACUUAGCCGUAGGGAACAUCGACAACUACGACGUACAGUUCAAGAUUUAGCUCGACUGGUACCCUUCUCUGUUUUUGUUAUCGUCCCGUUUGCCGAAUUCCUCCUGCCGGUCGCACUGAAGCUCUUCCCGAACUUGCUUCCCAGCACCUAUGAAGGCCAAAAGUCCAAGGAGCAGAAAGCAGCUAUACUUCGCGCGACACGGAAGGAGAUGGGCUCGUUCCUGCAGAAUACACUCAAGGAGACUGGCCUUCCAGUCAACGCCAGAAACGCCAAAAAAGAAGAGUUCGCUGAGUUUUUCAGGAAGGUUCGAGCUACUGGCGAGUCGCCUUCGGAAGAAGAUGUUAUCAAGGUCUGCCAGACCUUCAAAGAUGAUCUUACCUUGGAUAACUUGUCGCGACCUCAAUUGGUGGCGAUGUGCAAAUACAUAAAUCUCAAUACCUUCGGUACAGAUGCAAUGCUUCGGUACAAUGUACGUCACCGGAUGCGUCAAAUUAAGCGUGAUGACAAAGCCAUUUCAUUUGAAGGCGUCGAAUCGCUUUCCGUUCCCGAACUCCAGAUGGCCUGUGCUUCUCGUGGACUGCGCACUCACGGCGUAUCCCCGGGCCGUCUGCGGGACGACCUGUCCAUGUGGCUUGACCUACGCCUCAGGAAGCGCGUACCAUCGACCCUCCUCGUUCUCAGCAAUGCCUAUAUGUACACGCAGAAGUCCCAGGAAUACGAAAUUUCCUCCCAGAUCGAUGCACUCCGAUCCGUCCUGUCCAGCAUCCCCGAAGAGCUCUUCCACGAAAUUGAGCUCGAGGUGCAUAACGCCGAAGGCGCAGCCACCAACAAGCAGCGUCUUGAGGUUAUCAAGGAGCAGCAAGAGCUCAUCGAAGAGGAAAACGAGCAGAACACCGAAAACGAAGAGGCUGGUGUUUCCACUCCCAAGGAUCAUGAGGACAUCGACGAGUCGGACGACAAGAAUAUGGAAGCAGCUGCUCCAGAUCAGGAAAUCCAGAAUUCAGAGGCCCAAUCGUCCGAAGGGGAUGCCGAAAAGCAGCAGGAGAAGGAGAAGAAGGUUUAA